UUUUGACGUCAAAACAUAAAAAUGUGAAUAAAUUGUAAUAAUGUAUAAAAUAUUUCGACAAUGAGAAAAACUAGACACAGAAAUGAAAGGUGCCGUUGCCCUAUUUACACCGGCGCUUAUCCUGUUCGUAGUAGAACGCGCUUUAACGUAACUGGAUUGAAACGUAAUUUUGCUAAAAGUAUGAAACUAUGGGAUACAAUAAAAUGUUACGUCAACGAUUGCUUGACUAUUAUGAUCGACAACUAUACGGUUACUAUGAUCGUAGUGUUGAUGCUACUCAGUCUGUUUAUACCAUUUGUUGCUAAAGCUAUUCAUGAUUCCUCGGAGACGAAAGCGUUGAGGAAAAUUGUUAAUGCUAUCACGAGAGAAGUAGCUCAAGCGCAAACCGAUUAUGAAGAGGUAGUUGGCGAAUAUAGUCUUUUCCAACACUCUAUGCAUGAUGUUGAAACCACAACUAAAAACAGUUUACAUUACUGCGAAAGUUGUCAGCGUAUGUUAAAGUCGCAAGGUGUACAGUCGGACGCAAAGAAAAAUAUCCUUCAACGCCUACUUCGAUCAAUUAAAUGCAUCCCGGAACCAAAACUUCCACGUCUAGAAUAUAAAAAGAAAAACUGAAGAAUGGAUACAAACACGAGCCAAUUUCAUCAACAAAGUUCUACACGAAUUGUAUUAGUGGUUAGGUUAAUUUCAUAAUUAAAUCAUAAAGAAGAUUAA
Molecule: messenger RNA, 714 nt
Organism: Papilio xuthus (Asian swallowtail)
Lineage: Eukaryota; Metazoa; Arthropoda; Insecta; Lepidoptera; Papilionidae
Exons: 5
Coding region: 61-615 (184 amino acids)
Source: RefSeq, a predicted model, not a curated record